Molecule: messenger RNA, 745 nt
Organism: Anolis sagrei ordinatus
Lineage: Eukaryota; Metazoa; Chordata; Lepidosauria; Squamata; Anolidae
Gene: RPL13A
Product: ribosomal protein L13a
Biological process (GO): negative regulation of translation; translation
Cellular component (GO): cytosolic large ribosomal subunit; ribosome
Molecular function (GO): structural constituent of ribosome; mRNA binding
Source: RefSeq, a predicted model, not a curated record
GUCCUGCCCUGAAGCGGCAGGGAGGGUAACCCCGUAGCCGGCGGUGGGCGGAGCCUCUUUCCCGUGCGGCCGCCGAGGAGCAGCCAUGACGGAGCCGAAGGUAUUGGUGAUUGAUGGCCGUGGCCACUUGCUUGGUCGCUUGGCGGCCAUUGUGGCUAAACAAGUCCUAUUAGGGCGCAAGGUUGUGGUUGUCCGUUGUGAAGGUAUUAACAUAUCUGGCAACUUUUACCGCAACAAAUUGAAAUACCUUGCUUUUCUGCGCAAGCGUAUGAACACCAACCCCUCUCGUGGCCCUUACCACUUCCGUGCCCCCAGCCGAAUCUUCUGGAGAACAGUGCGAGGAAUGCUCCCACACAAGACCAAACGUGGUCAGGCUGCCUUGGAGAGGCUGAAGGUUUUUGAUGGCAUUCCCCCUCCUUAUGACAAGCGCAAGAGGAUGGUGGUCCCAGCAGCUCUGAAAGUGGUCCGCCUCAAGCCCACACGCAAGUUUGCUUAUUUGGGUCGCCUUGCCCACGAAGUUGGGUGGAAGUACCAGGCUAUCACAGCCACCCUGGAGGAAAAGCGAAAACAGAAGUCGAAGCUCCAUUAUGCAAAGAAAAAGCAACUAAUGAAACUCCGGAAACAGGCAGAGAAAAAUGUGGAGCCCAAAAUUGCAAAAUACACAGACAUUCUGAAGCAGUAUGGCAUCCUGGUUUAAAUCAACUGCUAUGCUUAAUUCACAAUAAAGAAAAAAAUUGCAGUUUUA